AUGGCAUCAGAGACACUUUUUAAAGUGGGGGAUGGGGAGGAAGCCCUACUGAAGAAGGAAAACCUCAACGUGAUGAAUGCGCUCGAUCAACUACCGAAGCCUUUUCCAAACCCCAAUUUUAUGAACAGGGCUGUUGCUACCAAAGGACUCCCACUUUCUUCAAAAGGCAGUUUGGCUAACUUCUUGGAGUCAGAUAACAAUCUCAUGAAGCCUCUGACAGUGGAAGAAUCUGAAUACAGCUCUGAUGACACCAGCAUAACCCCCAUCUCAUCCAGUUCCUUGAACCCCGUCAAACUGGCUGUGACCCAGCCCAACAGCAGCUUCUUUGCAGGAAUGCUGGAGGGUGAGCUGAACAAACUCAGCUUCUCCUCACUGGUCAAGAACCCAGAAAAGGGGGACCUGGCCCUCUGCCCCCAUGCAUCUAAGACUCAAAUGGCUCCUGGCGGCCUGUUGGACCUUGACAACCCCGCCCUGGACACAGACACCUCCUCAACACGUUCGGAAUCCUCUGUGAUCAUGAACCUGCCGGAGGCCCCUUUCAUCUGUGAACACACGGUCAGCGAUUCCACAGCCGUGAUUUCCUGGACCUAUACUUUGGGCAAGCAGCAGGUCAGUUUCUACCAGGUCCUUUUACAGGAGGUGAGCAAGAAAAAAGACGAAGAGCCACCCAAGGCAAAGAAUCGUCCCUGGAUCUUCAAUAAGAUCUUGGGCACCACCGUCAAGCUGAUGGAGCUGAAGCCUAACACGAGUUACUGCCUCACCGUCCGUGCAGCCAACACGGCUGGGGUGGGGAAAUGGUGCAAGCCAUACAAAUUUGCAACUGUGGCCAGUGACUUUAACAGCUUUCCUGAGAACAAUCCCAUCCAGAUCACUGUGCAGCGCAAGGAACCCCAGCGGAGAACUGUGUCCAUUGGGCUGGAGGACAUGCGGAGGCUGGAGGAUUUGGAAUACCUAUUUCCUUACUAG
Molecule: messenger RNA, 966 nt
Organism: Urocitellus parryii (Arctic ground squirrel)
Lineage: Eukaryota; Metazoa; Chordata; Mammalia; Rodentia; Sciuridae
Gene: Fndc8
Product: fibronectin type III domain containing 8
Cellular component (GO): nucleus
Molecular function (GO): protein binding
Source: RefSeq, a predicted model, not a curated record